Messenger RNA from Parnassius apollo (apollo), 510 nucleotides. Lineage: Eukaryota; Metazoa; Arthropoda; Insecta; Lepidoptera; Papilionidae. The record is from the annotation of a GenBank genome assembly.
AUGCUGGUAACCUAUUUGGAAGCCAGCCGGGACCUUUGCGAGACCGACUCAAUUGUUUUUGGCGCCGCAGUAGCAGCUUGCCGUAUAAUUGGCGCCAAACUUCCCAUGGCUGGAUGCGUUACUAAACAAAGUAACGCCAUCCCAGCCUGGAGAAAAAGAAUUGAGGACCGUAUCGUAAAGGCAAGGGCCCUUAUCGGCAGACUGACAAGCUUCAGGUCGGGUAAUAAGAGACCAAGGGUUGUGCGCACCGUCAGAAUGGCGUUUGCUGGGACAAAUAUCAGUUUGUCCCAGCCGGAUAUCACGCAAAAACUAACGGAGCGCAUAGACGACCUGAAGAAAAUAAUCGCUGCUUGGGGGAAGCGGAUUCGACGACUUACCGAAAGGUCAAAGCGGUCCAACCAGAAUCGUCUCUUCCAGAGUGAUCAGAAGAUACUCUAUAAAUCAUUGGAGCGACCAGAGGUAUGUGGAGCGGGCCCAGGACCGGAUCAGGCUAACACUGUCGCAUUUUAG